CACUCCUCUAUUUCUACCCCGCGGACCAUCCCUCUCUGCGCAGAUCGCAUCGAUUGCAGCCUCCCCUCCCCUCCCAUUGACGACCGCACUAACCUGCUCGUCAUGUCCAUUGAUUUUCCUCGUGAAGAGGAGGCCAUCCUCAAGAGGUGGAGGGAGAUCAACGCCUUCCGGAGACAGGUCGAACUCUCCGAGGGGCGCGAACCUUACACCUUCUACGAUGGCCCUCCAUUUGCGACUGGCCUUCCUCACUACGGUCAUUUGUUGGCCUCGACCAUCAAGGAUAUUAUUCCUCGUUAUUGGUCUAUGAAAGGUCACUACGUCGAGCGUCGCUUUGGCUGGGAUACCCACGGUGUGCCUAUCGAGUAUGAGAUCGACAAGAAGUUGGGCAUGUCGGGCUUGGAAGCCGUCCAGAAGAUCGGAAUCGAGAAGUACAACGAGGAAUGUCGUGCUAUUGUUAUGAGAUUCGCCUCGGAAUGGCGCGAAACUAUCGAACGACUAGGUCGCUGGAUUGACUUUGACAAUGAUUACAAGACCAUGAACGCUAGCUUUAUGGAGUCGAUCUGGUGGGUUUUCAAGCAGCUGUUUGACAAGGGUCUUGUUUAUCGGGGCUACCGUGUCAUGCCUUACUCGACCGCCCUCAACACUCCCCUCAGUAACUUCGAGGCCCAGCAAAAUUACAAGGAUGUUCAGGAUCCUGCCGUUGUGGUCACCUUCCCCCUCGUGAAUGAUCCUGAGACCUCUCUUCUAGCCUGGACGACGACCCCGUGGACCCUUCCUUCGAACGUCGGCCUCGCCGUCAACCCCAAUUUCGAAUACAUCAAGAUCCUGGACGAGGCUUCCGGAAAGCACUACAUUCUUCUCGAAUCUUUGCUUCGUACCCUCUACAAAGACCCGAAGAAGGCCAAGUUCAAGAUUGUCGACCGUUUCAAGGGUUCUGACAUGAAGGACUGGAAGUACCAGCCUCUCUUCGACUACUUCUACGAAGAAUUCAAAGAUCAUGGCUUCCGUGUCUUGAUCGCCGAGUAUGUCACUGCCGAGGAUGGUACGGGUAUCGUCCACCAGUCUCCAGCUUUUGGUGAGGACGAUUACAGAGUAGCUAUGGAAAGCGGUGUCAUCAGUGAGGAUCGCCAUCCCCCUAACCCCGUUGAUGAGACUGGUUGCUACACCUCAGAGGUCAAAGAUUUUCAAGGUCAGCACGUCAAGGCCGCGGAUCGAGCUAUCAUCAAGCACUUGAAGGCAGCUGGUCGCUUGAUUGUUGACAGUCAGAUCACUCACAGCUACCCCUUCUGCUGGCGCUCCGACACUCCAUUGAUCUACAGAGCCGUUCCUUCAUGGUUUGUCAAGAUCGGGCCCAUAAUUCCCCAGAUGCUUCAGGGCAUCGAAGAAUCUCACUGGGUGCCUAGUUUCGUUAAAGAACGUAGAUUCUCCAGCUGGAUUCAAAACGCGCGUGACUGGAACAUUUCUAGGAAUCGCUUCUGGGGUACUCCCCUUCCGUUGUGGGUUAGCGAUGAUUUCAAGGAAGUCGUCGCGGUCGGCAGCGUUGAAGAACUGAAACAGCUCAGCGGCUACGAGGGAGAGCUCACUGACCUUCACCGUGACAAGGUCGAUCACAUCACUAUUCCGAGCAAGCAGGGUAAGGGUGUUCUUCGCCGUGUGAGCGAAGUCUUCGACUGCUGGUUCGAGUCGGGUAGCAUGCCUUACGCAUCCCAGCACUAUCCGUUUGAAAACAAGGACCAGUUCGAGAAGAGCUUCCCGGGUGACUUCAUCGCUGAAGGUCUGGACCAGACUCGUGGUUGGUUCUACACGCUGACCGUUUUGGGAACUCACCUUUUCGGUAAGCUUCCCUUCAAGAACUGUGUCGUCAAUGGUAUUGUUCUUGCGGAAGAUGGAAAGAAGAUGUCAAAGCGCUUGAAGAACUACCCUGAUCCUUCUCUGGUCAUGGACAAGUAUGGCUCAGAUGCCCUGCGACUCUAUCUGAUCAACUCUCCGGUUGUACGAGCAGAGCCCCUCAGGUUCAAGGAAUCCGGUGUCAAGGAGAUCGUUGCCAAGGUUCUCCUCCCCUUGUGGAACAGUUACAAGUUCUUCGAGGGACAGGCUGCUCUUUUCAAGAAGACCCAGGGCUUUGAUUACACCUUUGACCCGAAGGCGGAGGCUACCAACACCAAUGUUAUGGACCGCUGGAUCCUGGCAAGCUGCCAGAGUCUUCUCAAGUUCGUGAACGAAGAGAUGGCAGGAUACCGUUUGUAUACUGUCGUUCCCCGCCUGCUUGGUUUGAUUGACAACACCACGAACUGGUAUAUCCGCUUCAACCGCAGACGACUGAAGGGUGAGAACGGCGUUGAAGACACCCAGCACGCCCUGAACACUCUCUUCGAGGUCCUGUACACCCUGGUCAGGGGCUUGGCUCCUUUCACUCCCUUCCUAACCGACACCAUCUACCUGAAGCUCCUGCCCCACAUUCCCGAGGCUCUCCGGGCUGAAGACAGUCGCAGUGUCCACUUCCUCCCAUUCCCUGAAGUGCGCGAGGAGCUCUUCGACGAGGUCGUUGAGAGAAGAGUUGCCCGUAUGCAGAAAGUCAUCGAGAUGGCCCGUACCUCCCGUGAACGACGGAACAUUGGCCUGAAGACUCCUUUGAAAACACUUGUCGUUAUUCACCAGGACGAGCAAUACCUGGAGGACGUCAGGUCUCUCCAGAGUUACAUUCUAGAGGAAUUGAACAUCCUGGAGCUUGUUCUUUCGUCCGACGAAGCGAAGUACAAUGUGCAGUACAGUGUCUCGGCUGACUGGCCCACUCUGGGCAAGAAGUUGAAAAAGGAUGUCCAGAAAGUCAAGAAGGCGCUGCCUUCGCUGACUAGUGAAGAUGUUAAGAACUUCGUUGCUGAAAAGAAGAUGCUUGUGGAUGGAAUUGAGCUUGUCGAGGGUGAUCUUGUCGUGAAGAAGGGACUCAAGGAGGACUCCGCAUCGGUCAACAUGGAAUCGAACACAGACAAUGAGCUCGUCACCAUUCUAGACGCGAACUUGUACCCUGACCUGGCCGAGCAAGGAUUGGGUCGAGAGAUCAUCAACCGCCUUCAGCGCCUCCGCAAGAAGGCUGGUCUGGUUCCCACCGACGAUGUGAAGAUGGAGUACGUGGUUCUAUCUGACCCUGAAGAUAUCGGUAUCAACAAGGCGUUUGAAACGCAGGCCAAGGCUAUUGAGAAGGUUGUGCGCAGACCGCUGGAGCGUCACGAGCUUGUUGACGGCAAGCUGCCUAGCGGUGAUGAGCCUCAGAUGAUCAUCCAGGAAGAACAAGAAGUUCAGAAGGCCACCUUCUUGUUGCGUUUGCUGAAGCUUUAGAACUUCUGGUCAAGUUAAGAUGUGCAACGUAACAGUUAGAUCGAUACAAUUCCCAGUUGGUGCUCUUUUUCUUGUUAUGAGAUAAAAUAGUUCUUGUCUUUUCAAUACAUUAUUUGAAUGAUUU
Messenger RNA from Aspergillus saccharolyticus JOP 1030-1, 3460 nucleotides. RefSeq names its product isoleucine--tRNA ligase ILS1. Gene Ontology annotation, biological process: isoleucyl-tRNA aminoacylation. The record is from RefSeq and is a predicted model, not a curated record. NCBI's taxonomy places the organism in Eukaryota, Fungi, Ascomycota, Eurotiomycetes, Eurotiales, Aspergillaceae. The transcript has 2 exons. The coding region runs from base 103 to 3336 and encodes 1077 amino acids. Gene Ontology annotation, molecular function: ATP binding; isoleucine-tRNA ligase activity; aminoacyl-tRNA deacylase activity.